Polypterus senegalus (gray bichir) is the source of this 2599-nucleotide messenger RNA. It is a transcript of the gene fbxl13, whose product is annotated as F-box and leucine-rich repeat protein 13. Gene Ontology annotation, biological process: SCF-dependent proteasomal ubiquitin-dependent protein catabolic process. Gene Ontology annotation, cellular component: SCF ubiquitin ligase complex. The coding region runs from base 43 to 2490 and encodes 815 amino acids. The record is from RefSeq and is a predicted model, not a curated record. NCBI's taxonomy places the organism in Eukaryota, Metazoa, Chordata, Cladistia, Polypteriformes, Polypteridae. Gene Ontology annotation, molecular function: protein binding. The transcript has 21 exons.
UUCAAGAAGUGUUGUAAAUCUCAGCCAGAGAGAGAUGGUAGCAUGGCCUCUUUACAGUACAGUGACCCUGACCUCAGAAACUACAUCAGACGUAAAUCACUUCCCGAAAUUUACGAGGCCCUGCUAACUGGAAUAUGCAUCAUGUGUCCAGCUGACCCUUUAAAAUUCCUAGAAGAGAAAAUUAAGGAAAUGCAGGAAAAGGGACAUCUGAACAUUAUUUGGGACAUGUUUAUUGAUGAAAGUCGAAAAAUGAAAGUAAAAAGAAUGACGCAGAGCUGUUUGGCUCUCCUUUUUGGAUAUGAGGAGGAUAUGAUGGUAUCGUCACAUUUAUACGAGAAGGCAUAUUUGUUUUACAGAAAAUGCUUAACCAGAAUGUGCUACAAUUCUUGGAUACAAUAUAUUUUAAAUAAACAAGCACGAACUGCAUAUUUCAUGGAAGAAAUGAACAUGGCAGAACAACACUAUAACAGAGUUAGAUUAAAGGUGACCUUCCAAAAGUGGACUCAGUGGCUACAUGCUCAAAGGAAGAUACAAACUAAUGCGUCCAAGAAAAUUUCUGGAGUCUAUGACAGGAUUUUAUGUCAGAAUGUUUUUCGUGCAUGGCAACAUGUAGUGCAGGAUUCAAAAAAAACUAAAGAAUAUUUUGAGCGUUUGGAGAGAGGACAGAUGGAACGUGAGUUUGGUCCUGAUUUUUACUCUUAUUCGGGUGAUCCUAAAGAUGACAACUUUCUUUUGCCAAAAAGAGCAGCUCUUAAGAUCUUCAGUUACCUGGGUAUUGCUGAUCUAGUAAGAUGUGGUGGUGUGUGUCGAUACUGGAAAAUGAUAAGCCAAACCAGUUCCCUUUGGAGUAGGAUUGACUUUUCACCAGAAAAACACAGGAUUGUGGACAGUGCUGUAGUGAGAAUUCUUCAAAAAUAUCGUCCUUAUAUAAUUCAUUUGAAUCUCCGUUCUUGCUCUUCUCUGCAGUGGACCAGCUUUAAAUGUGUCAGUGAAUGCAGAAAUUUGCAAGACCUUAAUCUGUCUCAGUGUGCGAGUGUUAAUGAUGAAACAAUAAAAAUGAUUGCAGAAGGCUGUCCUACACUUCUUUACCUCAACUUGUCCUAUACAGAUGUGACAGAUGGGACAAUCAGAAUGCUGUCAAGGUGCUGCCUGAAUUUACAGUAUCUCAGCCUAUCGUACAGCAGAAAGUUUACAGAUAAAGGAUUACAGUACCUGGUCACAGGGAAAGGCUGCCACAAACUCAUCUACUUGGAUCUUUCAGGCUGCACACAGAUUUCUGUGGAUGGAUUCAGAUAUAUAGCAGAGGCCUGCAGUUUGCUUCAGCAACUAGAAAUGAACAGUGUGCCUACUCUCACUGAUAGUUGUAUAAUGGCUUUAACCUCAAAGUGUCAACAAGUUAAGAUAAUAUCAGUUCAAGACUCUCCACAUCUCUCAGAUACUGCUUUCAAAGCCAUGGGAGAAUCCUGGAACCUGAAGAAGAUUAGAAUUGAAGGCAAUAAUCGCAUGACUGAUGUGAGCUGGAAGACACUCAGCAAGAAUUCCCCAAACCUGUGCAGCAUCAGUGCAGUAAAUUGCUCCAAAAUAACUGACAUUAGCCUGAAAUCGAUAGGAUCUCUUAAGAAAAUUUCAGUUUUGAAUCUUGCCGACUGCAUACGAGUUAGUGAUCCAGGGGUAAGAUAUUUUGUUGAAGGCCCAUCUUCUGGAGUAAUAAAAGAACUAAAUUUGACCAACUGUGUCCGCCUGAGUGAUGUGUCAUUGCUGCGGAUCGCACAAAAAUGUCAAAAGCUGACUCACUUAAGUCUUUGUUACUGUGAACACUUGACUGACUCAGGGUUUGAAUGGUUAGAAAACUUACAAUCUCUUACAUGCCUGGAUCUUUCUGGAACCUGCAUUACAGAUCAGGGUUUGGCAGCAGUUGGUGGAAACACUGGUAUUAAGAAGCUUGUCUUGUCUGAAUGUCUGGGGAUCACUGACAUAGGAAUUCAGAAAUUCUGCCGCCAGGUUAGGGACUUGGAGUGCCUCGAUGUCUCCCAUUGCCUGUCCCUGACGGACCAGACCUCCAAGACUUUGGCUUACUACUGCCGCACAAUCGCCACCCUCAGUGUUGCCGGAUGCCCAAAAAUUACCGAUCUUAGCAUGCAGUAUUUGUGUGGCGUGUGCCAUUACCUCAAAGAACUGGACAUCUCUGGGUGUGUUCAUCUCACUGACAAGACAGCCAGAUUUUUAUAUAGGAUAUCCAAACAGCUGAAGGUCCUUAACAUGCUAUAUUGCAAAAAAAUCUCAAGACAAGCAGUUUUGAAACUGGCCAAAAACGUUCCACAAUGGAAGCACAACAGUGAAGACCCACCAUCAUGGUUUGGGUACAACGACCAAGGAAUCCUAAAUGAUGCCAUCAACAAGCAAAUCAAGGAGCCAGAAGACUUUGAAGAAAUGUUUAGUACAACUGAUGGGAUGGAGAACUAUGACAAGAAGUCAAUCAAAAGUCACUAAUUUCUUUUAUACAUUUCAUAUAUCUAAAGACAAAAGGAAUAGAUUUUGUUUUUAUUUUGUAAACAAACUGUUUUUCUUUCACACUUUUCUUUGUACAGUGAUGACUAAU